AGCCCUGAGCAGAUCAGCAUCCCCAAACAGAAACCUGGAAGGUUGGGAUGAGGCCAACACCCUAAAGCCCAGCCUGCUGCUCUGAGGCCUUCUUUCCAUCUGAGCCCCCGCGCAGCCCUGCGUGGAAACUGAAAGCGCAGUCCUGAGCCCGGGAUGGAUCCCAGGCUGGGGCCUGAGGCCGCUGCUCUCCGCCCACAUUGGCCGGCCCUACUGCUGCUGGGGCUCUCAGCACUGAGCUGUCUCUCCUCUCCAGCUGUUCCCCCUCCUUCUCUGGUGCCCCAAGUCAGAAGCAGCAACAAUUUGGGACGGACCUUCCUCGGUCUUGAUAAAUGCAAUGCCUGCAUUGGGACAUCUAUUUGCAAGAAGUUCUUUAAAGAAGAAAUAAGGUUUGACAACUCGCUGGUUUCCAAUCUUGAACUGCCUUCUCACUCCUUGCCUUCUUACCCUGCAAAUUACUCAGAUGAUUCUAAAACCUGGCGCCCUGUGGAGAUCUUUAGCCUAAUCAGCAGAUACCAAAAUGAGGUCUCAGACAGGAGAAUCUGUGCCUCCAUAUCGGCCCCAAAGACCUGCAGCAUUGAGCGUGUCCUGAAGAAAACAGAAAGAUUCCAGAAAUGGCUGCAAGCCAAGCGCCUCACACCAGACCUGGUGCAGGGCCUGCCCAGCCCUCUCCUGCGCUGCCCGUCCCAGCGACUCCUAGACCGCGUGGUCCGGCGCUAUGCUGAGGUGGCCGACGCUGGCAGCAUCUUCAUGGACCACUUCACCGAACGCGACAAGCUGCGUCUGCUCUACACGCUGGCUAUUAACACGCACCCCAUCCUCCUACAGAUCUUCCCUGGAGCGGAGGGCUGGCCACUGCCCAAGUACCUGGGUUCCUGUGGCAGACUCCUCAUCAGUACCAGCACCAGACCACUGCAGGAAUUCUAUGACUCACCCCCAGACCGGGCAGCUGACCUCGCCUACCAGCUCCUUGGUGUCCUGGAGUCCCUGAGGAGCAACGAUUUGAACUAUUUCUUCUACUUCACCCAUGUUGAUGCAAACAUGUUUGGCAUCUUUAACAAUGGGCAUCUGUUCAUCCGGGAUGCCAGCACUCUGGGCGUCAUCGACAAGCAGGAAGGCAGCCAAACAGCCACCAGGACCAGAGAGAACCAAGACAUUUUUAGCUGCCUGGUUUCUGGCUGCCAGACUCAGCUGCCUUCCUGUGACACCAUCUCUGAGAAACAUAGCCUGGUGCUGGUGUGUCAGCAGUUGCUACCUCUACUUCUCCAGGGGAAGUUCCCCUCCCCGGUGCAAGAGGAGAUAGACUUAGCACUCACUCACUGUGGUGAGAGCUCCCGUCCGGACCCAGAGGUCCUCCAGGCUGCCAGCCAACUGAAGGACAUUUUGAGACCCCUGAGAACCUGUGACCCGAGAUUUGCCUACCGCUAUCCAGACUGCAAGUACGAUGAUAGGUUCUGAGGAUCUGGAGCCCUAGCUGACCCAAAAGGACAAUGCCCUUUAGCCUUUCUCCCCCCACCCCCACCCACUGGGUUGUUGCCAGUUUCAGAGCAGCAGCUCCACUACAAACAUCAAAAGAAACAUAAUUGAUUUUUCAGGGACUGAGGAACACUUGAACUAGGGAGGAAAAUUGUGCGACAUUAUAUGAUUGCCCCAAUUGGCUCGGAACACCAUGGCAGAGCCUGAGGGUGGGCAUCAGAAGACCCUGAGUGGACACUCACGUGAUGUCUUUGAGCCUCCUUUUUUCCCUUGAUUGCUACCAGAUUCUCGAUGAUGAUGAAAGAAGAGAGAAAUUCGAGGGGCCUGGGACACAUGAUCUCCACACCCUGCUGAAAUAGGAGACACCUCAGGGUGCAGGAAAAAGUCAGAGCUAAGAGAAGAGUCAGUAUAUGGGCCAGGUUGUUAGUCCAGGUGGCUAAGUGGGUGUCAAGCAAGGAGUGCACAAGUGAGAAUGUUCUUAGGGGAAAUGCCUGUGAGAAAGACAAAAAGCAGGCCAGAAAAGGCUCAGAGGACUGCCAUGUCAUGCUGCAAUCUGAUCCCAGGGAAGGAGAGGAAGCCAGGGAAAGGGUUGCCAAGGGGUCUUCAAGGCAAAGCCAGCCUCCAGACAGGUCCUUUGGCAUCCCAACUGUACAGAACAGGCUUUCAAAGAUGUGGCCUUAGAAAGACCAAUUCCAGAGCCCAGCCCUUUGGGCACAGAGGCAGAACAUCUCACUGUAGCCACAGCUGGGCACCAGGGCUCAGGUCUGUCCACAUCAUGCCCUCCAAUGCACAACUCCCUAGAAUCUAUGAGAAUUUUCAUUCAAAUUUGGCCUCACAGAUCAGUGUAAAACUAUUUUCUCAAGGUCAGUUAAUAGAAUAUAUUCUACUCAAUGGUUAGUUUGCAUUAUACACUCUAAAUUAAAUAUUUGGCCACACAGAGUAUACACCUCUAUGCACACUCUUAUCAGCAACAUGAGCAGUAGUGGGGGUCUUCUUCUAGGUCUUUGUUCAGCCUCCUCACCAACCCCUACCUCCAGGAACCUUUCAGUCUACCUCCUCUUUUCUACCUCUGAAUCAGUACCUGUAAGGUCAAAACACUGGUUUAACCAGCACAUGGGGAAACGGAUGCCAAGGAGGAAGAGUAAUUUGCUAGGAUAGUCCAAGAACUCACACUACCAGCCCAUGCUCUUCUUUUCUUCUCCAUCAGCCUCUGACUCUUACCCUCUGCUAUCCAGUUCUAGUUUCCUGACUCACAUUUAAAGGUAGACCCCCUCCCCUACAAAAAAGUCCUGUUUUGUGGUGUACUGGGUUGCCUUUUGAUUACUCCAGAUGCUGUUCCAUGACAAUGAGGAUGACAGGCCAAUCAUUGCAAUGGGUGUCUCUCGGAUUGGUCCUGAGACUGAAGUCUGACCACACUUUUCACCUCCUCCCUCUGACCUGAAUGCAGUGUGUCCUCUGUCCUUCCAGCUGGCCACAGCCUCUAGACCCUGUGGACCCUACAGAGGAAUAAGGGUUGCCACAGAGACCUGCAAUUUGUAAGCCAGGCCGUAGUGUAUUUCUGUAGGUUCAGGAGUUCUUCCCGUGCAAGAUGCUUCCAUAUGAUUAGUGACUUUAAGUGAGGUCCCCAGGGAGUCCAGAAAAUGGCCCUUUUGUGGGGCUUGAGCCAACCUCCUCUAAACCCUCACUUGCAUAGACCUCCAGACCCGAGACACUGAAGAAUGUUCUUUCAAAAUCAUCGUGUAACCUGGAGCUGCUGAACCUGGACAGAAAAAGCAGCUCCAGGCCCCUCCUGAAUCAGAACAAAGAGAACUUAUUCCCUACUUGACAGAGUCCUGGGAGAGAGCAAAGAAGGGAACCACCCAAGCAGCCCUCAGGGGGCUGCUGGGAGAUUUGUUUUUAGUAGAAAUUAUAAUCAAAUUCUGUAUUUGUGCAGCUGUGGUCACAUCCGCAGUGCAGGCCAAGAAUUAAAGAAGGGCAGAUAGAUGUCAAGCAGGGCCCACAUAUGCCUAGAAAUGGUUCCCCAGCUAGUGGCUUUUCAUGGGAUCCAGAGGUCACAGAGUCCUUUUUCUCAUAAGCUUUCAUGUCAGAGCAGAUGUUUCUCUUGUCAGCAUGGCUAAACAUCAUAGGCCCCAUUGAGGUGCUGUCUUCAAGGGACAUUCUCCCCAAACCAUUCCAUCUGCUGACCCCCUCUGCUACUCCCUCUGUGUGGGGGACCCACAGCGGAGCUGCCCAAGUCCCUCUUUAAGUAACAACUCUCUCUCCAGCAUGAGACUAUGGUCAGUGGGCAGCUUUAGCUAUCAGCUCCUUUAGCCUCUGUCCCAGCCAUUCUAUAGCUUGGUUCAAGGUCACAUACUUCCUAGGACCUUAUCUAGUGACUGGGUCUGGCCGGGGGAUGUUUGGCUAACCAAGCUACAACUCUGGCAAGCAGUUCUCAUUUCAUAAAUUUCUGUUAAGCCAAUCAGAACUCUCCUUGUCCUGUACCACAGUCUCAUUUUCCCUGCCCAUCCUACUUCCUCUGCAUUCUUCUUACAGGUGUUGUAAGAAGGGUUACAGAUCCCCCUUAAAUAUAUUGCACCAUGUAGUUAGCUGAAAGGUCACCUCUCCCAAGAAAGACAUGUCCAAAUCCUAAUCCCCAGAACCUGCAGUGAUUACCUAACAAGGAAAAAUGUGUAACUAAUUUAAGGAUUAGAAGAGAACGAGUUUGUCUUGGGUAGAGCAGGUAGACCUUGAAUGCCAUCUCAUGUAUCCUUACAAGAGAGAGGCAGAGGGAAUUUGAAGACAGAAGAGGAGUGAUGUAAAGAUGGAGACCAAGACUGGGCCACAAGCCUGGGAACCCAGGCAGCCCUUGGGAGACGCAAGGGACAAAUGUCCUCCCAAGCCCCCAGGGGAGUAUGGUCCUUCCAGCUGGAUUUCACAACACUGAUUUCAGCCCAGUGAAACUAACUUUAGGCUUCUGGCCUCCCAAACUGUGAGAAAAUAAACUUCUAUUGUUUUGAGCCACA
Messenger RNA from Cavia porcellus (domestic guinea pig), 4475 nucleotides. It is a transcript of the gene Dipk2b, whose product is annotated as divergent protein kinase domain 2B. The transcript is spliced from 5 exons. The record is from RefSeq and is a predicted model, not a curated record. The coding region runs from base 154 to 1455 and encodes 433 amino acids. NCBI's taxonomy places the organism in Eukaryota, Metazoa, Chordata, Mammalia, Rodentia, Caviidae.